Oryza sativa Japonica Group (Japanese rice) is the source of this 1758-nucleotide messenger RNA. NCBI's taxonomy places the organism in Eukaryota, Viridiplantae, Streptophyta, Magnoliopsida, Poales, Poaceae. The record is from RefSeq and is a predicted model, not a curated record.
UGCGUGCGUGAGUGAACGCCCGCAUUGCCGCGUACGUAAGCAGGUGACGGCGACGCCGCCCACGAAUUACGAUUUACGAUACAAAGCCACACACAACACAACGACAAGGCCAUCCAAUACCUUGAGAGACAGGGGGGCAAAUAUUCCGCCACUUGCCUUGAUUCUGCUUGCUGCGGCUGCUGCCCCGUUGCUUGACGUCUACAGCACUGGGAGAGCACCAACCGCGCAUCAUACGCAUCAAGAGCAGAGAGCGCGCAGAGGGAGAGGGGUGAGGAGGAGAUGGCUGCGAAGUGGCAGGAGGCGCCGGCGCCGGGUGUGAGGGUCCUCCUGUUCGCCGUCGCGGCCGCCGCGCUGCUGCUGGUCGUGUCGGCACGGAAGGUGGGGGAGACGUGCGCGGCGGACCGGAACUGCGACGCCGGGCUGCACUGCGAGACGUGCGUGGCCGACGGCAACGUCCGCCCGCGCUGCACCCGCGUCACCCCCGUCGACCCGCAGACCAAGGCGCGGGACCUGCCGUUCAACCGGUACGCGUGGCUGACGACGCACAACUCGUUCGCGCGGCUCGGCACGCGGUCGCGGACGGGGACGGCCAUCGCCACGGCCUGGAACCAGCAGGACACCAUCACCGACCAGCUCAACAACGGCGUGCGAGGACUGAUGCUGGACAUGUACGACUUCCGCAACGACAUCUGGCUCUGCCACUCCUUCGGCGGCGCCUGCCAGAACUUCACCGCAUUCGUGCCGGCGGUGGAGGUGCUGGGCGAGAUCGAGCGGUUCUUGGCACGGAACCCGUCGGAGGUGGUGACGGUGUUCGUGGAGGACUACGUGGAGUCGCCCAUGGGGCUCACCCGCGUCCUCAACGCCUCCGGCCUGACAAAGUACGUGUUCCCGGCGUGGCGGAUGCCCAAGAGCGGCGGCGACUGGCCGCGGCUCAGCGACAUGGUCCGCGACAACCACCGCCUCCUCCUCUUCACCUCCAAGUCCGCCAAGGAGGCCGCAGAGGGCAUCCCCUACGAGUGGCACUACGUCGUCGAAAACCAGUAUGGGACGAAGGGGAUGAUCAAGGGGAGGUGCCCGAACCGCGCGGAGUCGGCCGCCAUGAACGACCUCUCGAGGUCGCUGGUGCUGGUGAACUACUUCAGGGACCUACCGAAUUUCCCGGUGGCCUGCAAGGACAACUCGGCGGAGCUGCUCGACAUGCUCACCACCUGCCAUGACCUGUCCGCGGACAGAUGGGCCAAUUUCAUCGCCGUCGAUUUCUACAAGAGAAGUGAUCGAGGUGGUGCGGCUGAAGCCACGGACAGGGCCAACGGCGGACUGGUCUGUGGGUGUGGGAGCGUCUCUGCUUGCAGUGGCAAUGGUACAUGCACGACCGCUCGGCACGGCGGCACGCCCAAAGGCAUCUUUAACGCGACAUCGGGCGCCACGGCGUUGCUGCGGCCGCCGACGGCGACGUUGCAAUGGCAGCAGCUCAUCAUACUGGUGCCAUCUACGCUGGCUGCUCUACUCUUGAGCCUUUGAGAGAACAUGGCAGAAACACCAAGCAUCACCACCGCAUCCUUUCCCCCCAAAUUUUGCUGUACAUAGAUUGCAUCUGCCUCCCAGAAACAGAUUAGAUCCCGCUUUACAUUGUACAUCAAACAUUCGCAAGAGUUUUGGAUACCUGAUUGGUUGGGUCUACAUUGUAAUCGAUCAAGAAUUUGUUUGUACUCAUUGUACGCAAGACAUGCAAGCUCCGAUGAAUGAGCACAUCAAAAA